Molecule: messenger RNA, 816 nt
Organism: Haemonchus placei
Lineage: Eukaryota; Metazoa; Nematoda; Chromadorea; Rhabditida; Trichostrongylidae
Source: the annotation of a GenBank genome assembly
AUGACAUACAACUACGAAUUUCUCAAAGUGGAAACUGUGAGCGAAUAUGUGAUCAGUGUCAAGUUGAACCGCCCGAAGCAAUUGAAUGCUCUCAAUCGCAAAAUUUGGAGUGAAGUUGAAGACGUCUUCAGAAAAUUGGACACCGAUGAAAACUGUCGUGUGGUGAUCCUCAGCGGUGAAGGCAAUGCUUUCUCUUCAGGACUUGAUAUAAAAGUCACGUUGCAAGAAGGCGAGGACAUCGCUCGUAAAGCGAGACAGAUCAGAAGAACAAUCCUACAAAUGCAGCAGGCCUUCACGAAUAUCGAAAAAUGUUGUAAACCUGUGAUUGCUGCAGUGCACGGAGUCUGCCUUGGUGGUGGUAUCGACAUCAUCACAGCAUGUGACAUUCGACACAGCACCCGUGAUGCUGAAUUUUCAGUGAAGGAAGUCGACGUUGGGCUGGCGGCUGAUGUUGGCAGUCUUAACCGAUUACCAAAAAUUUGUGGCAACGAAAGUUGGAUCAGAGAGAUCGCCUUCACUGCUCGUCACUUCAGUGCUGAAGAAGCACUAACAUUUGAUUUGGUUAGCCGUGUUCACAACAGUUACCACGAUAUGAUGAGGGAAGUUCUAGCCUUAGCGAAAAUUAUCGCUCAAAAAAGUCCUGUCGCCGUACAAGGAACAAAGAUCAUUUUGAACUAUUCUCGCGAUCACACAGUUGAGGAAGGACUGCAGGCAGUGGCCACAUGGAAUCAGUCGCAACUGAUGACCGAGGAUGUAAUGAAAAGUGGAUUGGCAGCGCUGACGAAAUCUUCGCUGCCAGAAUUUUCAAAACUUUGA